UUCAGGGCUCAUCGUUGGGGUGAUCCUGAGGUACGGCACCCCUGCCACCAGUGGCCAUGACAAGUCCCUCAGCUGCACUCAGGAAGACAGGGCCUUCAGCACGUUAUUAGUCAAUGUCAGUGGGAAGUUCUUUGAAUACACCCUGAAAGGAGAAAUCAGCCCCGGCAAGCUCAACAGUGUAGAGCAGAAUGACAUGCUGAGGAAGGUAACGUUUGACCCAGAGGUCUUUUUCAACAUUCUGCUGCCUCCAAUUAUUUUCCAUGCUGGAUACAGUUUGAAGAAGAGACACUUUUUCAGAAAUCUUGGGUCUAUUCUGGCCUAUGCCUUUUUGGGGACUGCUGUUUCCUGCUUCAUUAUCGGAAAUCUCAUGUAUGGUGUGGUGAAGCUCAUGAAGAUGGUGGGACAGCUUUCGGAUAAAUUUUACUACACAGAUUGUCUCUUUUUUGGAGCAAUUAUCUCUGCCACUGACCCAGUCACUGUACUGGCGAUAUUUAAUGAGUUACAUGCAGACGUGGACCUCUAUGCACUUCUGUUUGGAGAAAGCGUCCUAAAUGAUGCUGUUGCCAUUGUGCUGUCCUCGUCUAUUGUUGCCUAUCAGCCAGCAGGGCUGAAUACUCACGCCUUUGAUGCUGCUGCCUUUUUUAAGUCAGUUGGCAUUUUUCUAGGUAUAUUUAGUGGCUCUUUUACCAUGGGAGCUGUGACUGGUGUUGUGACUGCUCUAGUGACCAAGUUUACCAAGCUGCACUGCUUCCCCCUGCUGGAGACUGCGCUGUUCUUCCUCAUGUCCUGGAGCACCUUCCUCCUGGCAGAAGCCUGCGGGUUUACAGGUGUGGUAGCUGUCCUUUUCUGUGGAAUCACACAAGCCCAUUACACCUACAACAACCUGUCGGUGGAAUCAAGAAGUCGAACGAAGCAGCUCUUUGAGGUGUUACACUUCUUGGCAGAGAAUUUCAUCUUCUCCUACAUGGGCCUGGCACUGUUUACCUUCCAGAAGCACGUUUUCAGCCCCAUUUUCAUCAUUGGAGCUUUUGUUGCCAUCUUUCUGGGCAGAGCUGCACAUAUCUACCCACUCUCCUUCUUUCUCAACUUGGGCAGAAGACAUAAGAUUGGCUGGAAUUUUCAACACAUGAUGAUGUUUUCAGGCCUCCGGGGAGCAAUGGCAUUUGCACUGGCCAUCCGAGACACAGCGUCCUAUGCUCGCCAGAUGAUGUUCACGACCACCCUCCUCAUUGUCUUCUUCACCGUCUGGAUCGUUGGCGGAGGCACAACACCCAUGCUGUCAUGGCUUAAUAUAAGAGUUGGCGUCGAGGAGCCCUUUGAAGAGGACCAGAAUGAACUCCACUGGCACUACUUCAGAGUUGGUGUUGACCCAGAUCAAGACCCACCACCCAACAACGACAGCUUUCAAGUCUUACAAGGGGAUGGUCCAGAUUCUGCCGGAGGAAACCGGACAAAGCAGGAGAGUGCAUGGCUGUUCAGGCUGUGGUACAGCUUUGACCACAAUUACUUGAAGCCCAUCCUCACACACAGUGGCCCCCCAUUAACCACCACGCUCCCAGCCUGGUGUGGCUUGCUCGCUCGAUGUCUGACCAGUCCCCAGGUGUAUGACAACCAAGAGCCACUGAGAGAGGAAGACUCUGAUUUCAUCCUGACUGAGGGUGACCUCACCUUGACCUACGGGGACAGCACAGUGACUGCCAAUGGCUCCUCAGGCUCCCACACGGCCUCCAUGAGCCUGGAGGGCAGUCGGAAAACCAAGAGCAGUUCUGAGGAGGCGCUGGAACGAGACCUGGGAAUGGGAGACCAGAAGGUUUCAAGCCGGGGCACCCGCCUAGUGUUCCCCCUGGAGGAUAAUGCAUGACUUUCCCCCCAAACCCUGAAGCGAUGGGGUAGACCCACCGGUGGUGUGGGGCUGGCUGCAUGCUCCAGUGUUGAUUGAGGUGGUACAGUGACUGAAUGGAACUAACGCUUCUAUUGUAUUGAGGUCUGAAGAUAUCUUAACAUUUAAAAUUUAACCCAAGAUACAGAUGGUGGGGCUCAAGACAAAUGCAGAUCUAUUCCCACUUUUUCACUUAGUAGUGCACUGUUCAGAGUUAAACAAACAAAAACAAUCGCAUGCUUUACUGGUCUCUAAUUCAUUCACCUGUGGUACCUGAACAAGGUGUGGUGGGUGCCGGGGACCCCUCUCAGGAGAGGCUUCGUAUCCAUACACAGCAGUGCGAGUCUAGCUGGAUGUAGGAAUAUCAAGUGAAGGGAGAACAGGCUAGAAGAAAGAUCGUGAAGGAAGGCCAGUGAGAUUGGACCUCCAAGGAUGAGGGGAAGCUGGUGUUAAAUGGGACAGAAAGCAUGAAAAAGCAAUUUGAGUGGAGGCUCCAGCAACAAGAGAUGAUGACAGCAGCCUCAUCUCUGGAUUCCUGACUUCUUUUGCUGCCUGUAUUUUCUCUAGACUGAAGAUUGGAAAAUAUAUCCAUCAACAUUUCAACAUGGGGGAAAGAAUUGUAAUUCCUUCUCUGGAAAUCUCCACAAAGAAGAAGUUACUGGAAUGUUUCAAACCAAAGGCAAAAUAGUGUUAAAGUGCUGUGUUUUUUUUUGUUGUUGUUGUUGUUUUCAUUAAUGGGAAGGCAGGAGAAACUGUUUAGAAACUGAUGAUUACAUCACUGUAAACAUCAGUCAAUUCUUGAUGGCUGCCAUAUGAGCUGACUGCCGGAAAAUGGUUAACAGGACUGACAUAUCUACUGUGGGUUUAGAAAGAACACCAAAAUUUGUGGAGUGCUUUGAUCUGGUGACGAGAAGGCAGUAACAACCCUCAGAGGCAAUAUGCUAGUAUUCAGAGGGAAGAAAUCUCACUGUGAAAAAAAAUGACUGCAAAGAAAACACAAGAUUGUAUUCUAAAAACUUAGUAGAAUUCCAAACUUUUAGCUAAGAAAUGAACGAGAUUUCAGUGGUCACCUGAAGAAACAGAGGCGAGGCAGUGGAAUGUUAAGCUUUAUUUAUACAGUGGAAGGUUCCUGUCCACUCUCAGAUUAAGAAUCGAGGUGUCUUGGCACUGAGUGCCAUGUAGAGAAAGGUCAUUUUCAUGGUAUCUGGGGAGGUCUGCACCAGCUUCAUGUGUGAGUGUGGUCUGAGAUUUAGAUUUCUACUUUGGGUUCUUUUGUGGGUGAGCUGUUCUACCUGCCCACACCUGUAGUAAGUGAAAUAUGGAGGAGAGCUCUUGGAAGCCAAGUUUGAGAUUCUUCCUGUGGUCUAUGCUUCAGUGCUAUUAUUUUCAAAAACCCAAUUUCUAAAAAAUGCUUUCAUUUAAUGUGGCCAUUUCCCUUAUAAGAUAGUGGCUCAAUCUUGUGCACCCAUCAUGAAAUCAGCCAUUUAACCUGCUUAACUCGCAUUUUUAAUGGUUAAUUUUUAAGUAAGACAUUGUUUUGCCCUCUUUUUCAGUUGAUAAUUUGUGCAAACCAAGAAAAAUUUAUUAGUUUGAGCCAUAUGAAAUUGCUGGUAUUCAACCACUUUUUUUUAAAGAAACAAAAAUGAUAAUUUCAUAUGGUUCAGUAUAAGAGAAUUGGAUGAUUUUUAUUCCCCUUUCCCUUCUAUCUACACUAAAGGACAUUUUGAUUUGAUAGUCAUCCAUGGGCUUUGUAAGUUUGGGGAAAAAGCUAAACAUACUUACCUCAUGCUUCCACUAUGCUGAAAAGUAAAAAGUCGGGUGCCGAGAAACUAACCCAACGCUAACUAUUUGCUGCCAGUCUGGCAUAAACCAGAUAGAAACUGCUGAGUAAUGGUACAUCCAAGUAAGCAAAAUUCUUCUGAGAGGAUAAUCCCAAGUCAUUUUAUAAGCAUAUGUGUUCUGGGUAGGGUGGGGGGGAGGUUAUAGUUCCACAAAGUCAGAUGUUCUAAGGCAGAGGUUCUCCACCCUGGCUGCACAUUAGGAUGAGCUGGCCCAUUUAUUGAGAAUAUCAACAUAAAGGCCCACCCUCAGAGACCCAGAUUCAGUAGGUUUACAGUGCGGCCAGGCUUCUGUGCUAUGUUUGGAUCCUCAGGGAUUCUAAUCUGCAGCUCGGGUGGAGAGCCUUUAGUCUAGAACUUGCAGUGGGCCCAACCUGAAACCUUAAAGGAUGACCUAGCAAAUUCAGGUGUUUUUUUUUUUAAAUUGUUGGUCAUGUGGAACAAACUGAGUGUUGAUCAAUAAUACAGACCAGGUAGCUGUGAGUGAAUUUCAUGCUAAUAAUGUUUGUAGAAGUCAAACACAUACUCUAUAAAUACAACUAAAAAAAAAAGGUCACAUUAGAAAACCUUAGAGCCUGAAAGAGGGAGAAGGAUGACUUGAAUGUAUAUAUUGGAGGGAUUAAAACCUGUCAUUUUUGCUCCGAUUUGUGGGGAAAAGGGGUUUUGUCUUAACUGAGCUGCUGACUAAUCAAAUGUGAAGGUUUCUAACAAGCUGUCUUUUCCAUUUAACCUGGGAUUAAAUUAAUAGUCCCCUUUGCAGUCAAGUGAACUUUCUUUCUCUUCACACAUCACUCGUCUCCAUGCCAGAAUCCACACUGGACUCCUUAAAAUAAGGGCCAGAGCACAGGCCCCUUAUUACGUGGAAGGUUGUGAUCACUUCACUGUCAUGUGGUGGUGGUGUUGGGAGCUGGUACUUAAGGAGAUGCAAACUUUUGUGGAUAGCACUGGCAGAGGGAAGAUAUAAACUCCUGACAUUCUUUUUAAUAUUCUUUUCCUAGAGAGGAAAUUUAGGGUUUAAAUAAGUCUGCAUUUCUUCCUAAGAAGCAAGUAUAGGAAAGGCAUAUGUAAUUAAAUGGACACUGACCAUCAAUGAUACUUAUUGGGCUGACCAGACAGAUAAGCAUUGAUGCCUUGCAGCCAAAAACCACACUGCGACAUCAAAUGUUUCAUCAACCAAACAGCAAGAGCUCUUUAGGCUGUGAUCCCUAGACCUGAAAACGUCCUCUGUGGUUUGGUUGAAAAAAACAAAUUUUAGAAAACACCAAAAAUGUUAUCUUCACUAUCCAUGAACAUUUCAGACUAGAGCAACGAAGUGACCGUUCCUUCCAAAAUAGAGGUCUGUUGCACGGUCUUCCUUCACCCCUCAUCAUAUCCCUCCCUUUUUCUGUCCAUAGUAGAAGUUAAUGUAAUCAUGUUGGAUAUUUGAUGUGAACAGUGACUCUUAAAUGUAGAAAUACCACUGAUGUCCUUAGAGAUCGGUGCCAGGGCAAUUGAGCCAUUCAUCAGAGGGGAAUCAUCUGCUUGGAAACCUACCUUGGUACCCAUUGUGACUUCUAAGGGGUGUAUCAGAAAACUAAUUUUACCAUCUCUUGUCAAAUGUAUUCUGGAAUGAGGGUUGCUGUUACAAUGAAUGACUUCUUAUUCCACUUCAGGAAUAGGGAACUUGACAAGUUUCAUGCCUGCCUUUGAUGUUGAUUCUGCAGAUGAGUUACUACUGUAGGAGCUAAUCUGUCAGAAACUUUAGACUGGUGUCAUUGAGUUCUGAUCUCUUCUGUCGUUUUCUAAGUGGGGAUCUGGCUGGCCAGUGUCAUUUGCUAUGUCCUCACACAGCAAGUUGAAGAAUCCAGUGGGCAAGAGUUAGAAUUUAGAAACAACCCAUCUGAAUGCUGCUUUCACCACUUUGAUACCUGAAAAGACCUUCCCCCUUUCUAAAACCUAAUAAUAAUAUACAGACAAAUACCAUAGAAACCAAUGUGAGGAUCUGACUAGGAAAAGCAAGUAGGAUUUUUGACAGUCCUUUCAAAACAAGAUUUAGAAGUAAACCAUAUUUUCCAGUUUGAAUUUUCAUAAGUAGAGUUUUAAAAAAAAUUAAACACAUCUUGUCUUGUCACCCAGUGCUUAGGAGAAAUUGUAAAGAGCAAAACCAAAGUUUUUGAUGUAAAUUUUAUUUUUGUAAGCAGGGUAUACGAUAACCAUGGUCCACAUGGAACACAUAGGCACCGGUUUUCUGCUACUUGAGCCUUGGAGAAGAUGAGAAGGAAGGUCUUCCUGUUCUGCUGCCUUUUGAAAAGGUCUGAAAUAGACAUGAGAGCACUUGGGAGAGGCCAUCCUUUUCUUCUGCUGGCCACCUUUUAAAAAGGGUUAACGGGAUGUCAUCAUCACCUCAAUUCUUGGCCAAUGGAGAAUGAUUUGUGCCGGUGUGUGCUGGAGGAGCUCAGAAGAAAAAGGACAUGGAAAUAGCUUGAAUAACUCUACAUCUCUGUCAAAAGCACUUAAAAACAGUUAAGAUCCAGUGUUACUGGGUGACCAUCCAACUGCAUGGACAUUUGGGGGUUGACUUUUGUUAUUAUUCUAGCUGUGGGCUUUGGAGAAGCAGAAGAAUGGUUUUCGGUUGUGUGGGUAUUAUGUCACUCUAUGGAUUUGGAAUGUAUCACUGCACUCAUUCAAAGUAUGAUUUCAUAGUAGUGUCACCUACUCCUAGGUUUUCUUUUUUACAUAAAAUACAUCUGGUCUUCUUACUUAGAAGUUUUUGUUCAUUAAAUUUAUUCAAUGCGAAGGCCACCAAUAUUCAUUUAAUAGCUACAAAGCAAUUUUUUAAAUAGAAUAGGAUAAAUUUAACAUGGACGAUGUGACCUUCUGGAGAACUUUUUAUAGAAAGCUUAAAUACUGUAGUUGGGGAGAAUUUUGUCUUCUAUUUCCAUUCAACUGUGGCAAACUGUUGGUUUUAUAAAAUUAACAUUAUGUAACAGUACGUUAUAUAAACAUGUUAUACAAAAUAAUAUUAAAAUAUGUUUAACUGUGAAAAAGUGAAGACUUGGAGUUAUCAGCAACCUUUAUGUGCAAUAAAGAAAACUGAAGUUAGACCCCAAAGUGCGGUCUUUCCGUAGCAUCCUACUUAAUGUUUGCCUUUGUGUAUAUGUUUAGAUUGAUAUUGUAAAGCUAAUCACAUGUUUUCCUGCUUUUGCUGAUAUUUAACACAUUUUUCUCAAAGCUCUUUCUGGAUUUUUUUUUUUUUACAAAACUCAAAAUAAAAAGAUUAACUCGC
This is a messenger RNA of Myotis davidii, 6982 nucleotides long. RefSeq names its product solute carrier family 9, subfamily A (NHE7, cation proton antiporter 7), member 7 (gene SLC9A7). Gene Ontology annotation, molecular function: sodium:proton antiporter activity. Bases 194 to 1861 code for a protein of 555 amino acids. The transcript has 16 exons. Gene Ontology annotation, biological process: sodium ion transport; regulation of pH; proton transmembrane transport. Gene Ontology annotation, cellular component: membrane; recycling endosome. NCBI's taxonomy places the organism in Eukaryota, Metazoa, Chordata, Mammalia, Chiroptera, Vespertilionidae. The record is from RefSeq and is a predicted model, not a curated record.